Molecule: messenger RNA, 1518 nt
Organism: Trypanosoma cruzi
Lineage: Eukaryota; Euglenozoa; Kinetoplastea; Trypanosomatida; Trypanosomatidae
Product: glycosyltransferase ALG2, putative
Exons: 1
Coding region: 1-1518 (505 amino acids)
Molecular function (GO): alpha-1,3-mannosyltransferase activity; GDP-Man:Man(1)GlcNAc(2)-PP-Dol alpha-1,3-mannosyltransferase activity
Source: RefSeq, a predicted model, not a curated record
AUGAACGAAUUUCUCUCAUAUCUGUCUAUCAACCUUGGAUGCUCUUUUUUAUUCGUUGGCAUCUUGCUGGUGCUUCGCCUGCGGAUCCAUGAGGCCGCACUGCGUCGGUUUAGGCCCGAGGCGGCAGAGACGCGAAACCCAACGGACGUGGCCUCCCAGAAGGAAGCUCAGCGACCACUGAAGGUGGUGAUUCUUCACCCAGACCUCGGCAUUGGUGGGGCCGAACGACUUAUUAUUGACGCGGCUUUGGCCCUACAGAAACAUCAGCGUGUUACUCCCGUCAGUGUAUGUAUUGUAACAAAUCAUCAUGAUCCGAAACGUGCAUUUCCGGAGACUGUGGACGGUACUGUAAAGGUGGUGGUGAGUGGAGCGUGGCUACCCGAUCAUUUCUUGGGACGUGCAAAGGUUUUCUGCGCGACGUGUCGGAUGCUUUGGGCUGCCCUCAUGAUCUGCUAUUGCUACCCCGACACCGACUGUAUCUUUGUGGAUCAAGUAGCCGCCGUGCUACCGCUGCUCCACUUUGUUGCAACGCCCAUCCCACGUCUCUUUUAUUGUCACUUUCCUGAUCAAUGCUGUGACGCCAACCGUGAUGCGCAGGGGCGUUUUUUGAAACCCAUCUGGAGAGUCCAUAAACUGUACCGACGCCUUUUUGAUUAUUUGGAGUCUUGGGCGCUGAGCUUUGCGGACAGCAUUGUGUCAAACUCAAAGUUCAGCCGAGGGGUGACGGUGAGGGUUUUUCCGCAUCUUGAUUCGGUCAUUGACGCCGAGUCAGAUAUUUUUUAUCCUCCCGUUUCGUGGGCAACUAAGGAUCUCCCGACCGACACGACGCCCGACCUCGAGAAUGAUGAAUUGGCGCCGUUGCAUAACAGUCUAGAAAACCGAACUGUGGUGCUUAGCAUCAACCGUUAUGAGAGGAAGAAGAAUCUUCCACUGGCAAUUGAUGCAUUUGCACUUGUUGUGGCGGCGGUUUCUAAUGUCACCUCGAGGUCCCCACUUCUUGUCAUGGCCGGGGGUUAUGACGUCCGCUUGAAAGAAAAUGUGGAGCACCUGAAGGAGUUGAAGGAGUUGGUGGCGCACCACAACCUCACAGAUGAUCAGGUUCUGUUUCUACAGAACAUAUCUGAUGUGACUAAGGGCUAUCUUUUGUCGCAGUGUCGCUGCUUAGUUUACACACCAGCUAUGGAACACUUUGGAAUUGUGCCAACGGAGGGCAUGGUGUGCGCCAAACCAAUUGUCGCCGUGAACCAAGGCGGUCCAUGCGAGAGUGUGGGCGAGGGUGGGACACUUUGUGAUCCCACACCGGAGGCAUUUGCCGAAGCACUGACGGCAUACGUGAAGGACGAGGCGCUGGCAAAACGUGUGGGUGCAGCCGGACGAGAGCGUGCAUUAAAGCUUUUUGGAAUGGAUGUCUUUGGAGAAAAACUGGCAACAAGACUGGUGACCUUAUGGGCAAAGAAAAACGGAGAGCUGAAUUCUGCCCAAGACGAGGAGAGUGUUAAGAAGCAAAAGAGUAAUUAG